UGUUAAAUAACGUCAACAGAAGGUCAAAUAUUGUGAAAUGAAAUACUGACAUGGCUUCAACUGAUUGUAACAAUAAUCCUGUCCUUCCUACCCUGCACUGUAACAGGGAAUUGUUGAGCUGGGGAGGAAUGGGAGCUGGAAUUGGCUGCAUGUCAGGGAUGCUGCCAGCAAAGGUUUUGAGUUAUGGAGCCUUCAGGGUUGUUUGAAAAGAGUGCUGGGCAAAACACCCACAUUCUUCUUAUGUCCCGAGUUUGUUGUACAUUGUCUUAAUCCCCAAAGAGAAAACACCGUGAAACAUCCAUCACUGCUUUCCUCUUCACUCUCUGUGCCGCUGCUGCCUGAGGCAGAUCCUCAGAGAUGCUGUUGCACCCUUGGUUCUGACUCUCCUCCUUCUUUUCACACUUGGUUCCUGUGUGAGCACUUAGCUUUUUAAAAGAAGUGGGUUUUAUCCUCUUUCCUCUGCUCAGAUCGUCUAUAAUUGCAUAAUCUUCUUUGUCAUGUUGCUCACUGCCAAUCUGUGGUAUCUACCCCUUUCUGGAUAUCUCUCUCACACCCCUCAGCAGUGAUGUGCAAACACCACAUCCUGCACUAUCAAAGAAAAUAUGCAAUUCUAAUCUUUGUCACACAGCUAAACCAUCCCUCCUUGUAACCCCAGGACAGUCACAUCUUCCAGCAGUGUCUCAGUUGCAUCCCUCGAUCUCAUGGUCACUCCUUUCUAUGCGAGAAAGAGAUUUGCUGUUUAAUAGAGUGGAGAAUGAGUAACGGUGAAAAUUUCUCACACCAACAGCUCCACAAAACACCCUAAUGAAGCUAUGCAGAUUCAUGUCCCUUUUUCCCUCCCUGUUUCAUCAUUAACUCUGUCUUUGACUCUCCCCACAGAGGGGCUGAAGUCUCUCAGUUUUGAUAUCCUAGCCUUGAAAUAUUCAAUUUGAUUACCAUAUCCCUCAGCUCUGCCUCGUGCCCCCAGAACAGUGUCUUGGGCCUCUCUGGAGCAAAGAAAAUUUAAAAUGUUGGCAUUGUAUUACAUAAUUCACAAAAGAAACCACAAAUAUACUUGAUCUCGACAACAGGACUGUCCACAAAGCAACCUGGGAUUCAAGCAAUUUGUGUGAAAUUAGAGCUAUUUAAGCCCUAUCCCUGAAAAUCAGAUUAGAUACCUCUCCUCCUCUGUUACUCAUCUGUUUUGUGAGCACUUAUCUCAGCAGGUUAGUACAAUUGGGCUUUUCUACACUUUCCUAGCAAGUAAAUGGGAGUAAACUACCACAUCCUUCAAAAUCCACAGACCCAGGCUAUAUUUUGUAGUGGAUUACGCAAUGGGACAAAUGUGAGAUGAGAUACACAAAGUGCCUCCUGGCAGAACCUGUUGGAGACCUGCUGAGCUUCUUCGUUAUUCCUAUCAUUAAGCUGAAAGGUCUCAGGCAGAGCAACAGAUGAUGCCCUUUUCUCCUUCCACUCACUCUCACCAAGGCGUAGUGCAUGGACAAAAGGCAUUUUUCUUUAUUCUACUCUUCCACUCUGGUCCAGGAGCCGUUUUUAUGUGCCACAAUAUCUUCUUGAUAAGCCAUGGCACUAAGAUUCACCAGCCCAUUCCCAGCAAACUCACCAAUAAUCGUCACACCAGACAAUAGGGUGGCAUAGUCAGGGCUCAUUUCAGCAUUUGCAACACAAAGGCAAGUCAGUCAGAAGAGGCUCUUUUCCUUGGUGAGAAGAGCCAGUAUUUACCCACCCUGAGAAGUACUGGGUAGAAGGUAAACAUUUUGUUGCCUUUUUUGAUUGUGCAGCACAAAAUGGCUUUUUAAAAUGUUUUAAGAUGCAUAUAGGAUGGCCUAGUACAGUUUCAUUGCAGCCGAGUGCCAGGGCAUAUUACGUGAAGUGUUGAUCUUUCCUUCACGUUCAAUUGGAUAUAGAACAGUUUGUUUUCACUCCUCCUUUCUGGCAACAGGCCCAGCCUCGUGUACUUCCAUAUAAACCGAGCCCCUUGUAGCAGAAUAUCUGCCCAAGGUAUUGGCAAGACUCCGAAAUUGCAGUGGUCCUGGUGAUAAUGGCAGUUCUUUUCUCAAGUAUCAAGGGUAUGCUCUUCCUCUUGCUCCUCCCAUACUUUUGUUUUGGUCAGCCUGCACCUUCACUGCUGCGUUUCUCCAUCUUCCUGGAGCCUACAAUCAUGGUUUACCUCUGCUGAGACCAUGACGAACAGGAGGUGAUGACAUUUGAGCUGCAAGUCCAUACAACUGGCUGGGUGGCAUUUGGAUUCAGCCCUCAUGGAGAGUUGCCUGGAUCUGACAUUGUGAUAGGAAGUGUCUUCCCCAAUGGCAGCAUCUACUUCUCCGAUUGCCACAUGGUAGAUGAGGCCACCCUUGAGGAAGAUGAAAGCCAGGACUACCAAGUGCUGUCGGUAUCAGAGAAUGAGACCUCCACCAUGCUGUUCAAAACGCACCUUCAGACAUGUGACACAAAUUACCUGAGUAAUACGGAUACAGCACACCUCAUUACUGCAUUUGGCACUGAUUACACAGUUCAAUUCUUUGAAGGACAAAGAUUUUCCAAAUCUGUUUUCUUGGUGAGCUACAGAGGCCCACCUGACUUAACUGACCCCAAAAUAUUCUUCACUUAUGAUCUGAGGCUGGACAAUUUUGCUGUCCCAGUUCAAGAAACCAAGUAUGCCCGUGACUUUAUCCCACUGCCCAUGGUCAAGCAGAAACACCAUAUCUACAAGAUAAACUUGCAGGCUUUUGAACCUGUAAUAACACCCCACAACAUAACCUUGGUUCAUCCCAUUUUUGUUUAUGCCUGUGGCAACACCAGUGUGUUACCCAGUGGCGCAGGUGAUUGCUAUGGAGCCAAUCCAGAUUUUUCCCUGUGCUCUCAGGUGCUUGUGGGCUGGGCUGUUGGAGGAGAGUCUUACCAAUUUCCAAAUGAAGCUGGAAUUUCCAUAGGGACACUUAGGGACCCUCAGUACAUCCAACUAGAAAUCCAUUACAGCAAUUUUGACUUGUUACCAGGCUUGAUUGACAGUUCAGGGAUGCGAAUCUAUCACAUGCCAGAGCUACGGAAAUAUGAUGUGGGGGUUCUGCAAACAGGUGUCUUCAUUUUCCCUGUGCAUUUCAUUCCUCCUGGAGCAGAAUCCUACAGAUCUUAUGGCCUGUGCAAUUCCAGCCAGUUUGAUGAAAUGAAUGGGAUGCUGGUUCCAGAUCUGCAUGUCUUUGCCUACUUGCUUCACACCCACCUGUCUGGCAAAGGAGUGAAAGCUGCUCAACACCGGAAUGGUGAGCAGCUGGGGAUCUUCUCUGAGGACAAUAAAUAUGAAUUCAGACUGCAGGAGAUUUGGGACAUGAAAGAAAUCCUCAUUACCAAACCAUGUGACCUAUUGUGUUCCCUAGGGGAUGAGAUCCUGGUUGAAUGCAACUAUGAGACACUGGAUUGGUCAAGAAUUACUUCUGGUGGGUUAAGCACCAUGAAUGAGAUGUGUCUCACAUUCCUCUUCUACUGCCCUCGUAACAACAUCUCCAGUUGUUUGAGCUACUCUGACAUGUUGCAUGUUGCAUGUGUACUCAAGCGGGAGGCCUCAGAUGCAGAGGAAGGAAUGAUGGCCAUGGACUUUUUUGACUGGGACAAUGAGACUGUCAAAAUUGCAAAGAAAGCAGCCGAGGAGGCAGUUCAAGUAGUCUUAAUUAGAAACAUUAAUGAACUCCAGAGAAAUGAGAGUGGUCUAAUCAGAGACAUCAAUAUUCCAGAGCGGGCUGCCUGUCACAAUAUUUCUGGACACCUCUCAAUGUCAGGCCUGAGGGCCACAGCAAACCUUUGUUUGAACACAGUUUGUGCUUCUGAGUCAUCAGCCACCAAAGAAACCACUUCACUUCCUUUUCUUUCACUCACACAGCUGGUGUUUGCUUGGCUUAUCUUGGCCUCUGAAUACGGAAACUGAGGGGCAGAACACCAAAACAGAUCACUGGCCUGCUGGAGAAGACUCUGAAGUUACCACCUGGUAAUGGGGUAUUCCAGAUCUGAUGGCCCUGAACAUGAGAGGAUACUUAAACAAUAGAAAAAUGUCUCCCUUUGGAAGAAAUACGUUCAACAGGCACUGGCAUUUAUUUCCGUUUCAUUAAAAAUACUUUCUAGUAUAGUUCAUUCUGAAUCAGAAAAGCAAUGUACUAUAAUGCAGUAAAGACAGGAAAGCAGGCACCUCUUCAAUAGCUGCUCUUAAUUAUUAAAUCCAGAGCUUUCAUAGAUGGGCUACUAUAUGUAUUUGCUCACUGCCAUUUCAGUAAUCAUUAUCUAUUGUCAAGCUAUCAACAUACUGCCUGUACUCAGGUCAGUACAGAAAACUAAGCUCCUAAGUUAUUAACGUCUUUGAAUCUAAAACUAGUCCUGCCAUAUCUAGCAAGAAAGUAUGUAUUCCAAUGACCUCAUGGCAGAGAAUUCACCUGCUGAUUGCCAGGUAAUAAUGACACAAGGACUCAUUGUUUACAGAAAAAUGGACUUUAUACAUUGUCAUAUAGCCAACCUAUGAAUUCAAAUUUUACAAAAGCUAAGCCAUUUGUUGCUCUUUUCUUAUAUUUUUCCCCAAUGUAUACACGAGAAUUAGAAGAGCAAAUCUGAUGAUAGUUAUGUUCUUUGUCACGAUACUUACUCUUCUGAAUUUCAAAUUUCAUACUGAAAUUUUUCAACAAAUUAUCUCCUCACUUUCCCAAAGGCAGAGUCUCUGCUUAUUUUGACAAUAAUUGGUACACAAGGCAAACACACCCUCAGACUUUAAAAGCAAGCGUCACAAACAGAGUGAUUAGGAGGUUAACUAACCAUGCAGAGUGGAUUCCUUCCUCGGUGGACUAAUGAACAUGUAUUAGCUAGUAAUUAGCUUGGCUAAAACUGAAGCAUGGACAGAAAAAAAAUAUUUGCCUUGAAGGCAAGUUCAUGAAGAGAACCCAUGAGAUUGCAAGAGAAUCAUCCAGACACCCAGUCAUGUCCUGAAUAGAGCAUACAUUACAGAGAUCACUGCACUGUGCUUAGUAACAUAAUCUUAAUUCUCACUAAACAUUUUCCCCUUCAGAUUCCUAUGGGAAUAUACCAAAUUCCUUCUGAGUCAGAGCAUAGCCAAGUCACUGCAAGGCCAGUAGUAGUGAGUGACACAUUCACCCUCCAUUGUACUUAAUGAGGGUCAGAGGUGUGCAUAGAAUAAAACAGAACAGUUCCAGUUGCAAAGUACCUACAACAAUCAUCUAGUCCAACUGCCUGACCAAUUCAGGGCUGACCAGAAGUUAAAGCUCAUUACUAAGGGCAUUGUCCAAAUUUCUCUUCAACACUGACAGGCUUGGGGCAUCAGCUACAUCUCUAGGAAGCCUGUUCCAGUGGUUCACCACCCUCUCG
Messenger RNA from Columba livia (rock pigeon), 5361 nucleotides. Its product is annotated as putative DBH-like monooxygenase protein 2. Gene Ontology annotation, molecular function: copper ion binding; dopamine beta-monooxygenase activity. Gene Ontology annotation, cellular component: secretory granule membrane. The record is from RefSeq and is a predicted model, not a curated record. Gene Ontology annotation, biological process: dopamine catabolic process; octopamine biosynthetic process; norepinephrine biosynthetic process. NCBI's taxonomy places the organism in Eukaryota, Metazoa, Chordata, Aves, Columbiformes, Columbidae.